CUCUGAAGUUGUGGAGGGUAUAUUGAUGAAGUUGCAGUCAUGGAGCCGUGGAGACAGUGCGCUCAGUGGCUGAUCCACUGCAAGGUUUUGCCUCUCAACCACCGGGUGACAUGGGACACCGCUCAGGUCUUCGACCUGGCGCAGACCCUGCGGGAUGGCGUACUGCUGUGCCAACUUCUCAACAACCUCCAGCCACUGUCCAUCAACCUCAAGGAGAUAAAUCUGAGGCCACAGAUGUCACAGUUCCUUUGCUUGAAGAACAUCCGCACAUUCCUCACUGCGUGUUGCGAAACAUUUGGAAUGCGAAAAAGUGAACUUUUUGAAGCAUUUGACCUUUUUGAUGUCCGUGAUUUUGCAAAGGUUAUUGAGACUUUAUCAAAGUUGUCCCACACAUUAAUAGCACAAACUACUGGGAUAAGGCCGUUCCCAACUGAGGAAAGUGUGGCCGAUGAAGAUGUCUACAAGACCUUAGCCGACCUAUUAGAUGAAACUGGAGUGGAUGAAGACGAUGAACUAUAUGACUGUGUAUAUGGUGAGGAUGAAGGUGGUGAAGUGUACGAAGAUCUAAUGAAAGCAGAAGCAGCACAACCCCCUAAGCUGACAGAAACUGACAUCCGGAGCUGCUGCCUAUUAGAAAUAAAACAAACAGAAGAAAAAUACACAGAAACUCUGGAGUCUAUAGAGAAAUAUUUUAUGUGUCCGCUGAGAAGAUUUUUAUCUGCUGCAGAUAUUGAAACAGUUUUCAUCAACGUUGAGGCACUAGUUAAAGUCCACAAAGCCCUGAUGGUGGAUAUCAGAAAUGCAAUUAUAACUAAAAAUGACCAGAAUCUCUUUCAAAUAUUCAUUGACUAUAAAGAAAGGUUGCUUAUUUACGGUGAGUACUGCAGUCACGUGGAAAGAGCAAUAAAAUCUUUGGAUGAUAUCAGUAAAUCAAGGGAAGAUGUCCGAUUGAAGUUAGAGGAAUGUGCCAAGAGAGCAAACAAUGGGAAAUUUACAUUGCGAGAUCUUCUGGUUGUACCUAUGCAACGAGUUCUGAAAUAUCACUUACUGCUUCAGGAACUGAUGAAGCACACCACUGAUCAGCAAGAGAAGGCUAAUUUGCGUUUAGCACUAGAUGCUAUGAAGGACUUGGCUCAAUAUGUUAAUGAAGUUAAGAGAGACAACGAGACUCUUCGGGAGAUUAGCCAAUUUCAGCAUUGCAUUGAAAAUUUGAACCAGUCUCUUUCAAUCUACGGAAGACCAAAAGUGGAUGGUGAGAUACGGGUCACUACAUUAGACAAACGCACACGCCAGGAAAGGCACAUAUUUCUAUUUGACAAAGCUGUGAUUGUUUGCAAAAGAAGAGGUGACAACUAUGAAAUGAAGGAAAUCAUUGAUCUGAAUAAUUAUAAAAUCACCGAUAACCCAACAACUGAUAAAGAAAAUAAGAAGUGGUCACAUGGAUUCUACCUCACUCACCUCCAUGGCCAGAAUGGGUUUGAAUUCUUUUGUAAAACAAAAGACUUGAAGAAAAAGUGGCUUGAGCAGUUUGAGAUGGCCCUGUCGAACAUUAGGCCUGACAAUGCGAAUAGCAAUCACCAUGAUUUCAAGAUUCACACCUUUGAACGAAUCACAUCUUGCAAGGCCUGCUGCAUGCUGUUGAGGGGAGUGUUUUAUCAAGGUUAUUUGUGUUCUAAAUGUGGUGCUGGAACACACAAAGAAUGCUUGGGCAGACUUGGGAGCUGUGGGAAGUCGACGGCAGAUUCUGCAACACAUAAACAUGGGCAUAGGAUUAAUGGACACAAAAGGCACAACAGGCAUCUAGAUCCAGGAUUACCAAAGAUGCAAGUUAUCAGAAGGUAUAAUGGGGUACCUCAGCCUCCUCAGUAUGCUGGCCCCCCAUUAAACAUUCAGAUGGGGGAUAUCAUUGAAGUUGUGCGAGCAGAGGCACACUACUCAUGGUGGGAGGGUAAAAAUCUCACAACAAAGGAAGUUGGCUUCUUUCCAAGUGAUUCAGUGAAGCCUCUGCCAUGUGUUCCAAAACCCACAGAUUACUCUGGAUAUCCAUGGUAUGCAGGAAUAAUGGAGCGGCCGCAGGCAGAAAAUGACCUCGCGGACCGAGGCAACAGCACUUUCCUUAUACGGCACAGGGUGAAGGAAACUGGAGAAUAUGCAAUAAGUAUUAAAUAUAAUAAUGAAGUCAAACACAUCAAGAUUAUAUCCAGAGAUAACUGUUUUCACAUUGCAGAAAAUAAGAGAUUCAGAAGUUUAAUUGAACUUGUAGAAUAUUAUAAAUAUCAUUCUCUAAAAGAGGGAUUUAGAAGUUUGGAUACAACACUUCAGUAUCCAUAUAAAGAACCUGAAAACACCACAAUUGCAAGAAAUCACAGAUCGGGGAGUCAUUUAUUUAGUCCAAAAGUGAUUGGAAUAGCAAUUGCACAGUAUGACUUCUCUGCAAGAGACAUGAGGGAACUAUCCCUUCAGGAGGGAGACACGGUGAAGAUAUACAGCAAAACUGGUGCAAAUGGCUGGUGGCGGGGAGAGGUGAAUGACAGGGUCGGUUGGUUUCCCUCUACGUAUGUGGAAGAGGAGGAAGACUGUUUAACAAACUGACCAUUUGCUGCUGAAGAGGAAUUUCAGGGAUUGUUAAACUAACGUUACUGUAAAGGCAUCAAUGGCAUAAAUGUUUUUGAAGACAAAAAUCAGCAUUCCUAAUUAUCCAAGCCACAAGCCUAACUGUGGGAUUUCUUCACAAGUUUGAAUUGGCAGAUUAAUGGCUUGCCUGGAGCUUUGCAAGAAAUAACCUGUCAGUUUGCUGCCUUCAGAGACCAGCUUUAAGCCAGUACUUUGCUUUCCCAAAGGAACAAAAUACAAAGAGCAUCUUGCCCUCUCUGUUAUCUCAGUGCUCAACGAAUACAAGCUUUUGGCGAGUGUUUAAAAACAUUUUGUUUGUCAGUAUGUGUUCUGUUAGCUUGUUAAUGAAUGCUGGAAAAUAAGCACCACUUGUCCAAUUGUAAAAUAGAUUUGAUUCCUACUCUGUUCAGAUGUAUGAUUGUUGCGUAUAAUUUUUAAUUCAGGAAGAUUACCUCAAUUUUGUGAUCAAGAAUGUGGCCAUUGUAUAAUAUUCUGCAAAUAGAGCCACAUUACCAGGGUGUUGUUCAAAACAUUUAGGGGUGAAAUUCCACCUGGGUCUAGACUCUCUCCAUUUUCUUAGUAUUUCAGAACAUUUAGCAAGUUGCUGAGUUCAGUCUUAAUUUUGAAGCCAGUUUUCUGUAGUUCUUAAUGGAAUCUAUAGAAUACCAACUUCAAAAUGUAAGAACUUUCCAAAUUCUGGAGGCUCCUUUGAAAUGAUAAGGAAAUAGAGUAAAUCUAGAUCCAGAUGUAAUAUCUCCCCUUUCAUUGCUCUUUGUACAGAUAUAGCUGGAGUGUGUUAUUUUACAAUGCAAAAAGGGAUUUCUCAAGAUGGUCACAAAAUAUGUUUCCUGCACUCACAAAAUAAGUCUCACUAUAUUACACAGAAAUCCUUUAUAGAUCAUAUUUUGUAUUUUUUUUCAAAUUUUGUUUUUAUUCGAAAAUAAUUGUUAAUAAUUGUGAAUACACACAAAAGCCUGAGCAUUCUACAAUGUGAAUAGCAACAACAAAAAAUGAUCACAUCAAGUUUUCUCCUUUGUGUAAUAUACUCACUUAGUUACAAUUGUUGUUCCUACAAAUGUAAAUACACUAGAUUAAAUACAAGAUGAAAUGUACUAUUUUGUUUGUUCGAAUUACUAAACGAAGUCCACAAAAUAUAUUCCUCUGUCAGACUCAACUUAAAUAUUUAAU
Molecule: messenger RNA, 3801 nt
Organism: Callorhinchus milii (elephant shark)
Lineage: Eukaryota; Metazoa; Chordata; Chondrichthyes; Chimaeriformes; Callorhinchidae
Product: guanine nucleotide exchange factor VAV3
Exons: 27
Coding region: 40-2592 (850 amino acids)
Biological process (GO): intracellular signal transduction; cell migration; regulation of GTPase activity
Cellular component (GO): plasma membrane; cytoplasm
Molecular function (GO): protein binding; guanyl-nucleotide exchange factor activity
Source: RefSeq, a predicted model, not a curated record